AUGGCUGACCAUGCAUUCACACAGCUUCCCAGCAUGGUUCGAAAGCCCAAGGCUGUAUGGCCCGGCCUGGCCAAGAUGGGCAUGUACCAGAAGCAGAUAGCAGGCGACGGCAAUUGUCUGUUUGCAUCUCUCUCCGACCAACUCUACGGGACUCCGGCAAAACACCCCGAGAUACGUGCAAGUAUCAUUGACCACAUGCGAACCUAUCGUCCGCUUUUCGAACAAUAUGUCCAUAAAGAUGACGUGCAACAACGAAGGACUCUCCGUUCUGCUACAUUGGCCUCUCGCCAGGAGCCAGAAGACGCGUUCGAGGAAUAUUUGUCUCUCAUGUCACGGAGCGGGACCUACGGCGGAGAGCCUGAGCUGGUAGCCUUUUGUCAGGUCUUCGACCAGGAUGUCACAGUGCAUCUCCCACGUAUCCAGAAUUUCGACAGAGAUUCGAUUCUCUACACGAACGAGCACCGAGGAGAGCCCGCUUCUGUGACACCACUUCACAUCUGCUAUGGCGGAGAUGAGGUCACGCGAGCACACUACGACUCAGCUCGAAGCAGGGAUGGUUCCACUCCACGGCACAAGAACAGCCCUCUUCUCAAACCCCAAGACACGUCUCGCAACGCCACUGUUAGCUCGCCUUCGCCACAUCUCCUCCUCAGUACUAGAGCGAUCCGGAGCGGCAAGGCGGAACUAUCAUCUGAGUUCAUCCAGGACUUCCUGCAAAAGAGCAAGAGAGACACAGAGAGCAAUGUGGACCAGCUCAGUGACAAACACCGCGCCCGAAGUCCUUCUGUAACCUCAUCUCAACGCAGCUCGAGCUCCAAGAGAUCAUUGGAUGAGGACGGAGAGCCUGUUCGUGCCAGCAAAAGGGCAGAUAGACGGAAAAGCACCAGGAGGCGUGCAGAUAUGGCUAUUGUGGUCUGUGACCCAGACAAUGAACUCUCCCCGUCAAUGCCAAAUGGCUCGCCCGGUACGGAUACACCACCAAGCACGCAAGACACGGAAACAUCCGCGGACAUGCCGGCUCAAGAGAAUAUCCAUUCCACGAUCAAGGCCAAGCCUCUUGCAACGGAGGAAGGCACUGGCCCUGAAACUGUUGCCGACCCUGCGAAGCCACCACCGAAGAGUCAGCCUCGCAUCUCAUUCAGUCUCGUCAGCAACAAAGCAGUAACUGCCUCCGAGUCGUCCAGCUCAAGAUUGAUGUCGGUUGCCGAGAGGCCUAAACCGACAUUGCGAGCAUAG
Messenger RNA from Fonsecaea nubica, 1236 nucleotides. RefSeq lists its product as hypothetical. The transcript is spliced from 2 exons. The coding region runs from base 1 to 1236 and encodes 411 amino acids. Gene Ontology annotation, molecular function: cysteine-type deubiquitinase activity. NCBI's taxonomy places the organism in Eukaryota, Fungi, Ascomycota, Eurotiomycetes, Chaetothyriales, Herpotrichiellaceae. Gene Ontology annotation, biological process: protein deubiquitination. The record is from RefSeq and is a predicted model, not a curated record.